CUUCCCUAAUCUUUUUGCAUUUCAGGAGCUGUUCAUACAUUUUACGAUUCUCUUCUGAAUGUAAGGAUAUCAAUGGUUUUGCGUUUGCCUUUUACAUUUAGCUAUCCACAAUCUUCAGCCGACUCCGGAGCGGGCUGCAUUUUGCUUCGUGAAAUCAUUUAUAUCUUGUGUUCUCCUUUCAGAAACUAUAUUUGUUUUGCUUCUCUCUCUCCAUCCCUCCCUAUGAUUGCAGAUGCAAUGCGGGAGGAGAAAUUGUGGCGUUGGUAUUCUUUUUAAACUUCUUUUUUCUUCAACCCGUGCAUACACGAAGUUCCCUCCUUCUUCUCCAUCUGUUGUUUUUUAGGAAAAAAAUACGAGUUCUCGGUACCGACUGCAUAAUCGAAUCCGAUAAUUCGAGCUUGCUAACUGUGGAUUAUAUUUCCCUAUCACCAAAUUCUGUGUAUGACUAUGGAAUAUAGUGGUAGAUCGGGGUAAUGUUAGCAUGAAUAUCAACUCCUCAAGAGAUCUGCGAAACGCUGCAAAAUUUGCUCAUAAGUUUUUGGGGUUCAUUUCGAGGGAAGGAGCAGUAUCUAUCUCCUUCCUCGCUGCUCUUUCCUGCGGAUCUUUCUUUGUACCUUUUACUCUCUGCUUUGGUACAAGAGUGAUGCCUGCUGCGCAUGCAUGUAACUUUCAAGAUGAUUAAACUUGCGUGGUUAAGGUCAUGGAGAAUUCUAAGGCAUUGUUAAACAUGAGAAAUCUGAUGUACUCUGGAAAGCAUGCUCUACUUCCUCCUAAAAGUCCAUUUCCUAGUGGUUCCUCUUCAAAUUUUACUGAUUAUUUCCCCAAUCCAAUUAUUGGGUCAAGAGCAGUGCAGAAUCCCAGAGAGGGAAAUGUGCACCACCAUCGAACAUCAUCUGGAAGUCUUCUGAUGGAGGAGCAACCUUCUUGGCUUGAUGAUCUCCUCGAUGAGCCUGAAACACCUGUUCAAAGAGGUGGUCAUCGACGUUCAUCGAGUGAUUCCUUUGCCUACCUAGAUGCAGUAAAUGUUUCCAAUGCAAAGUAUACUCAAGAUGACUCGAGAUGUAAAAAUAUAUCUUUACCUUCCUGGGCAUCACUAGACUUCGAACCCCGGAAAGAUGCACAUCAAACUUCAUUUCAUAUGCAAGCAAGCUGGAUCAAACAAAAGAACAGGACACGGGAAUUGCCUCCAACUACAUUGAUUCCUAAUCAAGGUGUUCACCCAUCUGCAAAGAGUAGCAUUCUUCUUGAAAGUUCAAGGCCAUUAAGUACACCACUGGAAGCAAAUGGAUUAUCGUCAACGACUACUGAAAAGCAGGAUUCAGCAGAAACUGGUCUGCAGGAUCCGAAGCCAACUCAGAGAAUAGAAAGUCCUAAUGUUAAGCCAGUUCUGACUGAUACAGAUAAUAAAAGAGCCAAACAGCAAUUUGCUCAACGUUCACGUGUACGGAAACUUCAGUACAUUGCAGAGCUAGAAAGGAACGUACAAGCUUUACAAGCAGAAGGCUCUGAAGUUUCUGCCGAGCUCGAAUUUCUCAGUCAGCAAAACUUAAUUCUUAGCAUGGAGAAUAAAGCACUCAAGCAACGAUUGGAAAGUUUAUCUCAGGAGCAGCUUAUAAAAUACUUGGAGCAUGAAGUGCUGGAGAGGGAGAUUGGAAGACUACGAGUGUUGUAUCAAAAACAGCAGCAGCCGCAGUUACCACCUUCCAGCCUUAAACGCAGCAAGAGCAGAGACCUUGAGACACAGUUUGGUAAUCUGUCUUUGAGACAGGACGGGCAUGCGGGUGCGGAGUCCGUGACGGGGCAAGUCCACAUCUAGAUUUGUAAAUCAGUUGAAGUUGUUCGGAGGGGCCACUGCCCAGUUUGUGGAUUUGUCGUGCAGGAUAACCAGAGGCCAGUGAGCAGUCAGCACUCCAUUUGUUUGUUGGCCAUAGUAGAUGUUAAUGAAAAGCACCUGGCUGUCAUUGCUGCACUGCAAAAUGUUCUCUUUGGGGCGGGUGACUUUGCCGGAGGUGAUAUAUAUUAUCUACGAAUGGUCUUCUAUGGUUUAUUGUGACGAUGUACCGUAAUUCUAAUAGGUGUAUUGUAUUUUAUAAGUCCAACGUUCCUUUUGGGGUUGGGGAGCAAUUUUUUUUUUCUUUUCCCAUCAAAUGCAAAUGCAUCCAUAAGUUUGGAUGUCGUGGGCAUGACAUGAUGGAUCUAACAAUUUCAGUGGCCAUACAUGAUUGUGGGCAGAUGUACAAGCUCCACUGACGCCAUUUGAACGGAGAUACUCUUCAUAUCUUUGCUUAUUUACAUGCUAUAUUGGGGCCA
Molecule: messenger RNA, 2310 nt
Organism: Momordica charantia (bitter melon)
Lineage: Eukaryota; Viridiplantae; Streptophyta; Magnoliopsida; Cucurbitales; Cucurbitaceae
Biological process (GO): regulation of DNA-templated transcription
Molecular function (GO): DNA-binding transcription factor activity
Source: RefSeq, a predicted model, not a curated record